Molecule: messenger RNA, 1062 nt
Organism: Paramuricea clavata
Lineage: Eukaryota; Metazoa; Cnidaria; Anthozoa; Malacalcyonacea; Plexauridae
Source: the annotation of a GenBank genome assembly
AUGAAUUCAUCAACAAUUAUUAAUGCUCUAUAUAGUUUCUUUGGCAAGAAGAAAAAUAAAUUAACAUGGUCAGGAUCUCUAGAAGAUCUCAAGGCAUUUGUUCUUACAAUAGUCGACGAAGAAACUGCUGAAAGUUCGACAUGGCGUUCACCCAGUGGCGGAAAAUGGUGCUUCGACAGCGAUCAACUUAAAGUUACGUGGUAUACGAAGAGCGAAGCAAUACUCUUUGAAGGGACCAAAGCUAAAGAUUUGUCUAUACGAAUACAUGGUAUUCUUGUAGAAUCAGUCGACCGGAAGAAAGCCAAAAAUAGCGAUCUUAACAAGUCCUUAGAAUGUUUUAUGGCCGAAGCGAGCACUGAAGUGGAUAAUAAUAGUCCUGAUGAAACGCCAGGACCAUGCACCUCAUUGUUGCAAGUAAGUAACAUCUCUUGCUGCAAUAUUAGUAACAAUAAUCAUGUCGAAAAUGUGCUCGGGCUAGGCGAGUCUUGUAACCAUGAACCUACUAAGCAGGGUUUGUCAGAAGUAGAAAUUACAUCUUUUGUCCCCGAGGCUGUGGCUGCCAACCCUUGUUCUGCCUGUUGUGACACGCAUAGACGGGAUAUUGAUAAGCUAAGUAUCGAAAUUGCUGAUCUAAAGAAGAAAGCUGUGAUUGCCAACCCUUGUUCUGCCUGUUGUGACACGCAUGGACGGGAUAUUGAUAGGUUAAAUGCUGAAAUAUUGAAUCUUAAGAAGAAAAUUGCUUUUCUCGAAGGGGAAGAGUUAGCGAAUUCAAGCAUGAAUAUGCAAAUCAUUCACUUACAAAGAGAUAAUUCUUCUUUAAUUAAGACAGUUGAAAUGCUCAGUAAACAACUCUUAAACCUAAGCGAAAAUAAAGGCGAAAACCUCCCAAAUAUUCCAUCAGUAAAUUUGGAUAAAACAAAUGUAUUGGAUCCCACCUCUAAAGCGUGUGAAAAAAAAGAAGAAAAAGAGACAGAAAAAACAAAGGGAAAGAAAAUAAGUUAUUGCAACGUAAUCCUCCAGCUAGUGAUGCUUCAUCCCCUGGGGACCCUCAUCGCCUCGUGA